Molecule: messenger RNA, 587 nt
Organism: Medicago truncatula (barrel medic)
Lineage: Eukaryota; Viridiplantae; Streptophyta; Magnoliopsida; Fabales; Fabaceae
Exons: 1
Coding region: 328-573 (81 amino acids)
Source: RefSeq, a predicted model, not a curated record
UAAAAUAAAAAAAUACCAAGUAUAAAAUAAUAUCAUUGUUUAUAUAUUAUACACAAAAAUGAAUAAGCAUAACGCUAACAUGACAAUAAUAAUUACUCGACAAGGAUAGUAAAGUCUUCCUUAUUUUUCCUUAACACCUACAAUAAAUAAUGAAAUAUAAAAAUAAAUACGGUAAAAAUCUCUCACUCUCACGCUCUCAAGUAUACAUAGAUUAACUCAUAUCAAUCAUCACUAUACCGCAAACCAACAUUAUGUAGCAGAACAUCAGCCUACUUCCAUGAAUCCACAAGAAAAUGAGUGGAAUCAUCAUGUUUUUAGUGCUUGAAGAUGGCGAGCAUUGACAAUACAACCGAAAUUCCGACCAUAGCCACUGAACUUGUAACAGAUCCAGCAGCUCCAGCAUCAGGACCUGGUGCCGGAGCCAACGAGGGACUAAGGUCUUGGGCAGAGGCCACUGUGGCGGCGAAGAUGAUGACCAAAAAGAAGGAGAAGAACUUUAUAGCUGAUGAUGCCAUUGCAAAACUAUGGAAUAGAAGAUUGAAAAUGAAGAUCGAAAAUAUAAAGAGAAGUUGAGAAUGUUGAGAAGU